Messenger RNA from Anopheles nili, 1837 nucleotides. RefSeq names its product PAT complex subunit CCDC47. Gene Ontology annotation, biological process: endoplasmic reticulum calcium ion homeostasis. Bases 1 to 1524 code for a protein of 507 amino acids. Lineage: Eukaryota; Metazoa; Arthropoda; Insecta; Diptera; Culicidae. Gene Ontology annotation, molecular function: calcium ion binding. Gene Ontology annotation, cellular component: endoplasmic reticulum. The record is from RefSeq and is a predicted model, not a curated record. The transcript is spliced from 3 exons.
AUGCGGCUACUUCUACCUUUAGCCGUGUUCGCAACGUGUUGCCUGGUGUCUCAAAUUGUAAAUGCGCAGGGUCCAGACACCACGGAAGACAAUGACUUUGCAGAAUUUGAAGACUUCGACGACGACGUCGACGAAUUCGUAAUGGCAGAAUCGAAUCGUGGAGGGAAUCCUAGUCAACAGCAGCCUCCAAAUGCACCAUCCGGCGUGGGUGCAGAGGGACGAGGCGAACCACGAAAGAGCCAAUCCAAAGGCGCUGCUGCAUCACAGGACAGCCAAGACUUUAUGGAGAUCGACGACGAUGAUGACCAGGGUGAUGACGACGGGAUCGUAGAAGAUGAAGAUAGCGAAUUCGAGCACUUCCAGGAUGAGGAGGAAUUCGAAGGUUUUGCUGGAACAAUUGGAGAUCAAGAGGAUCUACGUCAAGGUGAUACGGCCGGCAAACAUACAGCGGAACCGAAGCUUACUAUUCCAAAGGUGCCAAUACACUUCCGUACUCACUGGGAUUCCUACUGGAUGGAAAUGCUCAUGCUAGCCGGUCUCAUGGCCUAUUUUGCAAACUAUUUAGUGGGGAAUAAGAAGAACUCUGCCAUAGCAAAUCAAUGGCUAUCAAUCCAUCGAAGCCUGUUGGAGGACAACUUUGCGCUAGUUGGCGAUGAUGGAAAGAAGGAAACGGAAGGGUCGACAUUCAGCUUUAACAAAGAAAGUGAAAGUGUUUACACCCUGUGGUGCAGUGGGCGAACCUGUUGCGAGGGAAUGCUCGUCGAGUUGAAAAUGAUAAAAAGGCAGGAUCUGGUGUCGCUGAUUGCCGGUGUGAUGAAGCCGGUGCAGGAUCAACUUCAUAUCAAGGUCGAACUAUCGCCCGAUUCGAUGGAUAAUUUUGUAUUUUGUGUUGCAAGCCGCAAACAGGCUACAAAGAUGUUCAAAGAACUGAAUGAUUUGAACAAAUUCUGUUGUCUAGUCAGCAAGGCCGAGGAUAAGUACGGUAUUCCUGGAUUUGCGUUGUUAUCGGAGAUUCCUGAGGUUUCCGCUAGUGUGUUAGAUGGUAGGGUAGUAGCAGCUUUAAAUAAGUACUCACAUUUGAUCGACUACAUUCAUCUGUCGGAUCAAUUCAGUGGUCCGAUUCAACAAGAAGACCCGAACCAGUUGAAACGUCCGGAGGUGAAACGCAUUUUGCACUGCGGGUUCAAUGUCCCCGUGAAAGGUGACUUGGAAGAAAUGAAGCCGCUCCUCAUUCUCGUAUUUUACCUUAUGGAUCGCAUUCGUCGCUUCAAACUCUCAAAGGAGGCAAAAACAAAGUCAGAAAAGAAUCGAGCUGCCGUCGAGGAAGAAUUUAUGAAGAGCACCCAUCAAGCCCGUGCUGAAGCGGCUGCCUUGCGACGAGAAGAAAAGCGCAAGGCUGAAAAGGAGAAAAUUCUUGCAGAAGAGGAUCCUGAAAAACAACGCCGUUGGGAGAAAAAGGAACAAAAACGCCAACUCAAAAAACAAGCCCCCAAGAUGAAACAACUGUCUAUAAAGGCUCUUUAAAGCGCACUUCAGAAUCAGGGCUAGGGCCAUAUUGUUUAGUUAUCACGAUGUAGUGGAUUUGAACGCUAGGCAGUUUAGUUUGAUCAUACAUGAUAUAGUCUUAUUGAGUAGAAAGAACUAAAUAAAAUCGAGAUGCCCCUGUACGAUCGAAUGUAUGAACUGCGUUGAACUGCAUUGAAAAUUUGGAAACAAAUUUCUUUCUAAUGUAGCAAUGAUAAGAUCAAUAAACUUCUCAGCAGACAUUCGGUGCAAAUAGUUGUUCCAGCAAAAUGUAUAUUACCAACCUUAUCUGGCUGCCCACAAUUAUCUUCAU